Molecule: messenger RNA, 1815 nt
Organism: Zygosaccharomyces rouxii
Lineage: Eukaryota; Fungi; Ascomycota; Saccharomycetes; Saccharomycetales; Saccharomycetaceae
Gene: ARE2
Product: sterol acyltransferase
Exons: 1
Coding region: 1-1815 (604 amino acids)
Biological process (GO): ergosterol metabolic process
Cellular component (GO): endoplasmic reticulum membrane
Molecular function (GO): ergosterol O-acyltransferase activity
Source: RefSeq, a predicted model, not a curated record
AUGACAAAGCCUUUGAUGCAAGAUGAGAGGUUUCUCAGGAUUCGUAAGCUGAAUUCAGGUGGAAAUAGGCGUAAGUCUAUCGCACUAGAACAAGAAGAAGAGGAAGAACGUGAAGAUGGAUUAGAACUUGUUAAAGAGGUCUCACUGGAUGAACUGAAGAAAACAGCCGAUGAAGGUGUCAAAUCACUACCAGAAGGUUCAAGAGCUUCUAGGGGAGCCUCUCCUGAUAAGGGGGCAAUUAUAGCUACCGGGACUGACAGUGUUGAAGGCUCUGACGAAGAGCAUAUUAAGCUACGUUUAAGGCGUCUUUACAAUGAUGCGAAUCUGAAUGGACCUGAGAAGAGAUAUUCAUUUUUUGGUGAUGUUGCCUUUGAGUAUAGGCCUACUAUUCUUGAUGGUGCAAUUAAUGAUCCUAUGAAGACUAGAUUCGAAGGUCCAACAUUGGAAAAACAGAUUAGAGCUAAAAAGACAGCCGUUAAAUUAGAGGGUACUAAUAAUCAUGUUAUUAUUGACAAUUGCGAAUUGACUCCAAGUUUUUCAGGACUAUACGUAUUGUUCUGGCUAACGGUAGCGUUCAUGUCGAUGAAUAUGUGUAUCAAUUACUACUAUGAACAUGGACGUACAUUCCGUGAUAGUGCUAUCUUAAAAUUCAUGACUACCGACAUUUUUACAGUUGGAUUUGUCGACUUGGUCAUGUAUUUGAACAUUUACAUGGUUUUCUUUAUCCACAAAGCUUGUAAGAGCAAAUGGAUUAAAUGGUCGAGUACUGGGAUGGUGAUCACAAGUACAUUGGAAUUUGCAUACUUGAUCUUUUAUCUAUAUUUGCCGGAACAUAUUUUAGGAUUACAUUGGUUGGCCAAGAUCUUUUUAUUUUUACACUCUUUGGUUCUAUUGAUGAAGAUGCAUUCGUAUGCAUUCUAUAAUGGUUACAUGUGGAAUAUCCUAGAUGAAUUGAAUUUUUCCACAAAGCAAUUGAAAAAAAAAUCUUCAAUUUCUGAUCCUAAAGUGAUUACUGUGCUGGAACGUAGUCGUUCUUUCUGUAAAUCUGAAAUUGAGUCACAAUCGAGUUCACCGCAGGAUGUGUUCCCUAAUAAUAUUAAUUUGAAAAACUUCUUCAUGUAUACCAUGUAUCCAACGGUGGUAUACCAAAUUGAAUAUCCAAGAACUCCUAUCGUUAGAUGGGGCUACGUUUUUGAAAAAAUCUGUGCUAUCUUUGGUACUAUCUUUGUCAUGAUGGCUUUAGCUCAAAGUUCCAUGUAUCCAUUAGCUUUAAAGGCUCUAAGUUUACGUGAGAAGACCUGGUUGUCAGCGGGUGAAAGACUCCAACAAUGGGGAUUUAUUCUUAUUGAAUACAUCCCAUCAUUCAUCGUCAUGUACCUGCUGGUAUUUUACUUGAUUUGGGAUGCAAUUUUAAAUUGUAUUGCAGAACUGACUAAAUUUGGUGAUCGUUACUUUUAUGGUGAUUGGUGGAAUUGUGUGUCAUGGGAUGAAUUUAGUAGAAUUUGGAACGUUCCUAUCCACAAGUUUUUACUAAGACACGUCUACCAUAGUUCUAUGAGUGCGUUGCAAUUGAACAAGAUCCAGGCCACUUUGAUGACAUUUCUUUUAUCAUCAAUAGUGCAUGAAUUGUCAAUGUACGUCCUUUUCGGAAAGUUGAGAUUUUACCUGUUUUUUUUUCAAAUGGGUCAAUUGCCGCUAGUGGCAAUGAGUAAUUCGAAAAUAAUUAAACGUAAUCCCAUCGUAGGUAACCUUUUCUUUUGGCUUGGUAUUUGCACGGGUCCUAGUGUUUUAUGUACCAUGUACCUGACGUUCUAA